Messenger RNA from Phoenix dactylifera (date palm), 2898 nucleotides. It is a transcript of the gene PHO1, whose product is annotated as phosphate 1. The record is from RefSeq and is a predicted model, not a curated record. Lineage: Eukaryota; Viridiplantae; Streptophyta; Magnoliopsida; Arecales; Arecaceae. Gene Ontology annotation, cellular component: membrane. Gene Ontology annotation, biological process: cellular response to phosphate starvation.
UCUCCGUCUCCUCUUAAACCCCAUCUCUCUCUCACUCUCUCUCGAUCGGAGCAAGCCGUCGAUUUUGAGAGGGGGAAGAGAGAGAGAGAUUGGAAAAAGAAAUGGUGAAGUUUUCGAGGGAGCUGGAGGCCCAGCUGAUCCCGGAGUGGAAGGACGCUUUCGUCAACUAUCGCCAGCUCAAGAAAUACGUCAAGAAGAUCAAGCUCUCCCUCCUCCGCUCCUCCCCGCCCCCCUCCGAAGGCGGCGCCGCCGCCGCCCACCACCGCUACGGCUUCUCUCUUCUUGAUCCCCUCCGCGCCCUCGGCGCCCGCUUCUCCGCCCUCCGCGAUCAGCCCCUCGAGGCGGAUGAGGAAAAUUUGUACGAGAUAGAACUCGUUCGAUCAAGAGAUGAUGAGGUGAAGGAGUUUCUCGAGAAAUUGGACGAGGAGCUCGAUAAGGUGGAGAAUUUCUACAGGACGAAAGAGAACGAGUUUUGCGAGCGAGGCGAGAUUUUAGAAAAGCAGCUCCAGAUCCUUGUGGACCUGAAGCAGAUCCUCCACGAGCGCCGCCGCCGCCGCCGCCGUAGCUCCUCCUCUCCGAGUCCGACCUCCAUUGCCGGGAGCCUCAAUUCUCCCUCCUCCUUCUCCGAGAGCGCCGGAGAGACAGAUCCGUCGUUGGAGGGGUCGCUGGUGGCGGACGAGGUGAUUGCGGCGCUGGAGAGAAAUGGGGUGAGCUUCAUCGGGUCUGCGCGGACCAAGGCGAAGAAGGGUGAGAAGCCGAGGGCGGGUGCGAUGAGGAUCGACAUCCCGGCGACGACCCCGGGGCGAACGAUCUUGGCUGUCACCUCAAUCAUCUGGGAGGACCUCGUGAACGGCGCCAGAAGGGAUGGAUCGGGCGGCGGAGAUCACAUCAACCGGAAAAAGAUCCAGUGCGCCGAGAAAAUGAUCCGGGGGGCCUUUGUGGAGCUCUACCGAGGCCUGGGACUCCUCAAGACUUACAGCUCGUUGAACAUGACGGCCUUCGGGAAGAUACUGAAGAAAUUCGGCAAGGUAUCGAAUCAACAAGAAGCGUCGGAGAGGUUCUUAAAGAAGGUGAAGGGAUCACACUUUGUCAGCUCCGACAAGGUGGUAAAGCUGGCGGACGAGGUGGAGUCCAUUUUCACAAAACAAUUUGCAAGCAAUGACAGGAAAAAGACGAUGAAGUUCCUGAGACCUCAACAGCCCAAAGACUCCCACAUGAUUACCUUCCUCGUAGGUUUGUUUACCGGCAGCUUUGUAACUUUGUUCAGCGUGUACGCCAUCUUGGCUCACUUGAGCGGCAUCUUCUCUUCAACAACUGAAGCUGGUUACGUGGAAACCGUCUACCCUGUUUUCAGUAUGUUUGCGCUUCUUAGCUUGCAUAUUUUCUUGUAUGGGUGCAACCUAUUCCUGUGGAGAGGCACCAGAAUAAACCACAACUUUAUAUUUGAAUUCAAUCCAAGAACAGCUCUGAAGCACAGGGAUGCUUUCCUCAUCUGUACCUCCUUCAUGACCGCAGUUGUAGGGGCUAUGGUCAUCCACUUAUUGCUUCGAUCUGCUGGGGUCCCCUCACGGCAUGUCGAGUCCAUACCAGGAGUUCUCUUGCUGCUGUUCACAGGAUUACUCAUUUGCCCUUUCAAUAUAUUCUACCGCCCAACUCGCUCCAGCUUCCUGCGAGUAAUCCGCAACAUCAUUUUCUCACCAUUUUACAGAGUGUUGAUGGUGGACUUCUUCAUGGCUGACCAGCUAACCAGCCAGAUCCCACUUCUGAGGCACAUGGAGUUCACAGCAUGCUACUUCAUGGCCGGAGGCUUUAGAACACGUCCCUAUGAGACUUGUACCCGUAGCCAGCAGUAUAAGCUGUUGGCUUAUGUCAUCUCUUUCCUUCCUUACUACUGGCGGGCCAUGCAGUGUGCCAGGAGAUAUAUCGAGGAGGGGUACGAUGCCAACCAAUUGGCAAAUGCUGGGAAGUACGUGUCGGCCAUGCUGGCAGCUGCCGCCAGGUGGAAGUAUGCAGUGGAGCCCACUCCGCUGUGGCUGGCUGUUGCCAUUAUCUCUUCCACUGCUGCAACCUUCUAUCAGUUGUACUGGGACUUCGUUAAGGAUUGGGGGUUUUUCGAUCCAAACUCAAAGAACCCAUGGCUGAGGGAUGAGCUCAUUUUAAAGAACAAGCGCAUAUAUUAUGCCUCAAUUGCACUCAACUUCGUACUUAGACUUGCAUGGAUUGAAAGCGUGAUGCGCCUCAAGCUGGGGCUGGUCGAGAACCGGCUGGUUGAAUUCUUGUUGGCAUCAUUGGAGAUCAUUCGACGAGGACACUGGAAUUUUUACAGAUUGGAGAAUGAGCAUCUGAACAACGUGGGCAAGUUCAGGGCAGUGAAGGCCGUCCCCCUACCAUUCCGCGAGUUGGACUCGGAUGGAUGAAGGGAAGUCGCCCGACAAGUGUACAUAAAUUAUGGGCUUCGGAGGAGGUGGGGCUUGCCGAGGACCUGGAGUGGAUUGCUUUUCCCAUUAACCGUUGCUUGAGGUAGCUAGGAACUGAUAUAGAGUAGAGGAUGUGGCACCACCCCGAUGCAGUGAAGAACAGGGGAUUCCUGAUCGGAGGCGGGAAUCGGGUCCGGUGGAGUAAAACAUGGCUAACUUCACCCCAACCCAUCCAACAAUAAGAAGAAGAAGAAGAAGAAGAAGAAGCAGCAAUGCUUGCUUGCUUGCUUUCUCUUAGCCCCAAUAUGAGGUGAUUAUUGAACACCACGUCGAAUAGAGAGAGAAGGGGGGGGGGAAGAGAAGAUCAGCGAUAUGCAUUUGUAUAGUGCCACGUGGAAAUAAAAACUUUCAUCAUUCCAAUUGAAUUCAGACCAAUCAAUGAACGAGAUCAAGUGAUGGCACUCAUUAAGCUUUGGUUCAA